Messenger RNA from Penicillium alfredii, 2862 nucleotides. Its product is annotated as putative raffinose synthase protein Sip1. NCBI's taxonomy places the organism in Eukaryota, Fungi, Ascomycota, Eurotiomycetes, Eurotiales, Aspergillaceae. The record is from RefSeq and is a predicted model, not a curated record. The transcript is spliced from 2 exons. Bases 1 to 2862 code for a protein of 953 amino acids.
AUGCAGGUCAACACUAGAAAUACGCCGUCGACCCUCCCCAUUCUGGGACCCGGCCAUCGCCCUCGCCCCUCGCAGACAACAUUCGUCCGCCCGGCACAGAUGACUCUAUUCGCGCGAGUGACCUGCUACCCGCCUCUGGGGCAAGUGACAUGUCUGCAGAGGGUACAGAAGGCAUUGCGGUCCGAGAAAGAUGAUGCACUGCGCUUCACGGUUGUCAUCGAGUCCAGCAGUUCAUUCCCCGCGCAAUCCUGGGAAGCGCAAAUCUGGCACAACAUCACAGCAUCAGGAUGGGGAGCCCUGCCAUUACGCAAAUGCGAUCCAUCAUGUGCACCGUUGCUGAGCGGAAACGAGACUGAGUACAGCUACCACCGCUACGUCUUCUCGGAUGAAAUCGUGCUCCCCGCCGCAGGGGGGCAUGCGCAAUUCACCGUGCGGUUCCGAACCAGCCCCAACACUGAAUGGCAAUGGGCAAACCAGAAGCAUCCAGUCAGCGAUGGCGAGCUUGUGUUUAGUCCGCGGAACUCGGGGUUCGAUAAAGCUCCCUCGACGGAAUUCUUUACGGAAUCUUCUACGUCAAACCCUACUGAAGAACUGGGGAAGUAUAUCGACAGUCUCACGUCUGAGGUCCAAACUGAAUCAAGAGCAAGCGAGGCUCCUGGGUCUGUUCUCUGGGCUCUUUCUGGAGAUGCCGAUCCCGCCAAAGAGGGGUCCUCUGGGUUCAAGAGUCUGGCGCUCGGCACGCCGUCCUCGAUGGUGAAAUACUUCUCAUUAGUGCGCGUGUGGAGUCCCUGGCUGGGACCGAGGCAUGGCAAGGACAAGUUCCGACUGACGGAAGAUGCGCUUUUGUGCUCGUUUCUUCGAAAAGAUGGAGUGCAUCUGGUGCUGUUGGCGGUCUCGGGAGUCAACGACGUCUUGACGGUCUUUCAGUCUGGUGAGAAUGGCGAGGUCAUGAUCAAGGCGAGGAGCGAGAACACCGAAACCUCCAAAUUUCAUGUCCUGGUCGCUGCGGCUGAGGAAUUUGAAAUUGCGCUGUCUGCGCUAAUCUACGAAGCACGGAAAGUCGUGAAGCCAUUUGCUCAGACUCAGACCACAGACACUACGCUGGACGAGCCGCCUCCCGCGUCUCCUCCUGGAGAUGACAUGGUCGUCGUAGAGAAAGAUCCCAAAAUGCAGUGGCUAACCGAGUGGUUCGACGGCCUGACGUACUGCACAUGGAAUGGACUGGGGCAGGACCUGACGGAAGAUAAGAUAUUGAAUGCGCUGGGUGCAUUGAAAGACCAUGGAAUCAACAUCGUCAAUCUCACCAUUGACGACAAUUGGCAGAGCGUAGACAACGAGGGAGAAUCUCAGUUCAAGCGGCGUUGGCAGCAGUUCGAGGCAAAUCCUACGGGCUUCCCGCGAGGUUUGAAGCAGACUGUGCAAGCGAUUCGUCGAGCCCAUCCCAAUAUCGAGCAUGUCGCAGUCUGGCAUGCCCUCUUGGGGUAUUGGGGGGGCAUUGGACCCGACAGUGACCUCGCACAGCGAUACAAAACCAAGGAAGUGAAGAUCAAGGACCCUGCUGCCGGAGGUCCCAUCGCGCACGACAUCACCGAUGGCAAGAUCCUAGCCAUUGACCCGGAGGAUGUGCAACGCUUCUACGACGAGUUCUAUAGCUACCUCACCUCGGUGGGUGUAGACUCGGUCAAGACAGACGCGCAGUGUUUCAUUGACCUUCUUGAAGACCCUGAGGACCGCAAGAGGUUCAUGACCUCUUACCAAGAUGCAUGGUCCAUCUCAUCACUCAAGCAUUUCAGCACUCGGGCGAUCUCCUGCAUGUCGCUGAUCCCUCAGAUCAUCUUCCACUCGCAAAUACCCACCAACAAGCCAACGCUUCCACUCCGAAAUUCGGACGACUUCUUCCCCGAAAUCCCGGCGUCCCACCCGUGGCAUGUUUUCUGCAAUGCCCACAAUGCCCUACUCACCCGCUUUCUAAAUGUGCUGCCCGACUGGGAUAUGUUCCAGACCAGCCACCCGUACGCAUCCUUCCACGCUGCCGCCCGGUGCGUGUCGGGAGGGCCGGUGUAUAUCACCGACGAGCCAGGGAAACACGACCUAAAGAUCCUGAACGAGAUGACAGCCCCGACAGUGCGUGGCAGCACAGUGAUCCUGAGGCCCAGUGUCAUCGGCCGCACCAUUGACGUAUAUCACGACUACAACGAGGGUCAUGUAGUUCGCGUGGGCAGCUACACGGGCUGGGCCAAGACGGGCAGCGGAAUCCUGGGGCUGUUCAACAUCCACUCCGGCGAAGCUUCAUGCAUGGUCUCGCUAAUAGAUUUCCCUGGCAUAUACGAGAGUUCUGAUGGACAGUAUGUCGUACGCGCGCACACCACAGGCAAGAUCAGUGGACGUAUGCGGCCGCUCGCCCAGGACUCGCUCGUCUCGGUGGUUCUACCACAAAAGGGAUGGGAGAUUCUCACUGCGUACCCGACCCGGUCAUUCACUCUCAAGGGUAGUCACGGGUGCAAUCCGUCCGGGGACAGCUUGACCCAUGUCGCUGUCCUGGGUCUUCUUGGAAAGAUGACCGGCGCGGCGGCCUUGGUGACUUCAGAGAUCUUUGUUGUGGAGAACGGCCGCUUGCGCUUUGAUAUUAGUUUGAAGGCGCUUGGUACCCUGGGCAUUUACUUCUCGGAUCUGCAGGAUCGCAGCAUUGCGCACAACUUCAUGGUCAUGAUCCUCGGGCAGCCGGUGCCGCGCAAGACGGUUUGGAAGGAGGGUGGUGACAAUGGCAAUGUGUUGGCUAUUGAUGUUCUGUCGGCUUGGAAGGCCAUGAAACUGGACAGUGGUUGGAGCAACGAGGUGUUUGUCCAGGUUUAUGUGGGUUAA